AUGAAAACCUUGCUUUUUAUCGGAUUUCUGUUCUUGUUGCAGAUCUAUUCUGCAUUUAGUGACCUCUUCACGACUGUUAUGGUUUUGGCUCCCAAAAAUCAUGGCAUUUGGUCGGCAUGCACUGAGUAUUCGAUUACAUAUUUAGAUCACUCGUUGGUAUAUUCGCUUAGCGGAGCCCCUACUGUGCCUCAAGUAGGCGGUUACGAGUUAGGGAAUGUUACUUCUGUUGCCGAUCUCCAUGGAUUUGAAUACGUCUUAUUCCCUUAUUCUUCUAAUGGUACUGUCGACUACUGUGGAUCUAGCACUACAAUUUGUCGUUUUGUAGGAUAUCACAAUUACAACCUUCCAAGAGAUCGUUAUUGCAUCGCUGUCUUAAAUCCAAACAAUGUAGACUAUUACAUAACGAUGGUAUAUUCUUUCGGAGGUACUGCUGCUCGUCGUAGCAUUGAUAACUCUGCGAAAUCAGCUAAGAAAAAUAUUUUCGCUCGCGAGUUCCAUCGUCGUGAUUUUGUGGCACCAGCGCCCUCGAAAAUGAUUGCUGAUAGGCUCUCACAAUCUCAGAAGUAA
Molecule: messenger RNA, 567 nt
Organism: Cetraspora pellucida
Lineage: Eukaryota; Fungi; Glomeromycota; Glomeromycetes; Diversisporales; Gigasporaceae
Source: the annotation of a GenBank genome assembly